UUUAUAAAGAUAAAGGAAAAUACGAUGAAACUGUGAAUUUUGAAUCAAAUCAAAAUCUUAAUUUUGAUUCUAAUUCAUAUUCCGAGAUUUCACUUAGUAACGCUGCUCUUGAGAAAAUCGUUUCCCUAGUCGCAGAUAAGGCGAUGAAGUCAAUUAAUAAUUCUCACUCAGCUUCCACUGAUUCGACUAUUUUCGUAAAAGUUAUUCAACCAGUGUCGCAGCCAGAACAAGUGGAAGAAUUUAAAUCUGAAUUUCGAUUUGAUUUGUCAAAAAUAAUUAAAAAUGCUAAAGUCCAUUUUCUCGAGACACGGCAAAAUCUCCCUUUCAAUUUACCUUCAGUUGAAAAAUACCAAAAUUCGAAAAGUAAAAAAUUUUAUUUGCCUAGUGAGAAAUUUGAUCAAACCUUGCGAUCAAUUCAAUAUAGAAAUUAUAGGAAAAUGAAUCUCCCGGAAAAACCGUUCUCAAAAAGAAGAUUUUGGCAUGACAAAGUUAAGAAGAAAGAGAAUAAUCCUCUUCUGGUUCAGAUACGAGAAGAAAUUUUCAAGGAAUUAAAGAUGAAAUUUGGAGAAAACAAUAAACAAUUUUAUUUUGAUUCCAAUCGAGAAAGAAGGAAGAGAAAUUUGAGGAAGAAGAAAAGAAUCAUCCCAGAAUUCGCUGAAAAUAUAAAAAAAAUAGUUGAUUCUGAAGAUUCGGGAAUUGAAGAGGAUUUUCUUAUUUCUCGAAGAAAAGCGGAUUCCCCUAAAACACAAAACUUGAAAGAAUUAUCAAUAAAUUUGGAGAAAGUGAAUUGGGAUUAA
Leptopilina heterotoma is the source of this 797-nucleotide messenger RNA. RefSeq lists its product as uncharacterized. The coding region runs from base 144 to 797 and encodes 217 amino acids. The transcript is spliced from 3 exons. The record is from RefSeq and is a predicted model, not a curated record. Lineage: Eukaryota; Metazoa; Arthropoda; Insecta; Hymenoptera; Figitidae.